AUGAAAACAAAUUUGUCUUCGUCCAAUAUUCCAGCAUAUGAAAAACAAACGAGCCACACCAGUGAUAACAAAUCAAUCAGCCCCUCUUCGAGUCCCAGGAGCAGCCCCAGGCCUUCGCCCAAACCUCAAACCAAAAGGGAUCAUUCGAAGUCGGACAUCCACUUGAACGUGAACUACAAACAACAGAAUUCCACUCACGAUGGAUCGCCUUCAAGCCAAGACAGCUCGUCGAGGGAACGCCUGAGCAUCAGCGGCAGCACCAAUAACAUCGAGAUCACGCCGCCGCAAUCGCAGGACUUCAAGUCCGAUUCGACGAAUUCGAGCAAAGAGAAAGAAAGGCGAGACGUCAAGGGCAAGAAGAAAUCGUCCUGGUUCAAUUCCUUCUAUUCCACGUACAAAUCCAAAUCGGAGGAUUUGAAGAGGUUGUUCAAAGAGGUGCCCGACGAUGAGAGACUUGUCGUAGACUACGCUUGCGCCUUGCAAAAGGAGAUUCUGCACCAGGGUCGGAUUUACGUUACUCAAAAUUACCUGUGCUUCUAUGCUAACAUAUUCGGUUGGGAGAGGAAUCUGACGUUGAAAUGGAAGGACGUGGCGUCGAUAACGAAGGAGAAAACCGCUUUGGUCAUACCGAACGCCAUACUGAUAAGCACAAAGGGCGACAAGUAUUUCUUUGCCAGUUUCGUGUCGAGGGACAAGACUUAUUUGAUGUUGUUUCGAGUAUGGCAGAACGCGCUUAUGGAUCAACCGAUGUCGCCGCAGGAAAUGUGGCAAUGGGUUCAUCAAUGUUAUGGCAGUGAAUUAGGCUUAACGAGCGACGACGAAGAUUACAUACCUCCUCCUGCUACAGAAGAGGACAAACUAUCGGUGCGACUGUCAGUCGAAUCUUUCUCCGAGCAAGAAGGCCAAGGAAUCGACAACGUGAUGGAGCAAUCGACGGGAUCGUACGAGAAUCGCGGCGACGUCGACGAUAUGAAAAUGCCGACGUUCACCAUGCACAAACGGACCAAUUCGGAUUCGCGAAAUCCCACCGACGCCACCGAUAAUUCGGAAUCCGAGGCUGAUAAACCCAUCAAAAAAAAUUUUUCAUUUUCAUUCCUAAAAGAAGCGUUCACGAAAGACGCGCCCCCUCAUACGCCGCCCACCCCGGAUUCCGACGGUCCCCAUCCGAAUUUAGAUAAUUUCAUAUCGAGCGCCAAGGCUCAAUGCACGUGCCCGCACGUCGGCCGAAAAGUCUUGGACGAAGUGUUCCCGAUCCACGUGGAUCAAUUGUUCACCUUGCUGUUCACCAGUUCGAAGUUUUACUUGGACUUCCACGCCGCCAGGAAGACGACGGAUCUCACGCAGACGCCUUGGACGCACAAUCCCAUCGACAACAGCAAAAGUCGAGUGGUCAAUUUGACGGUGUCCCUGCUCGCCACUAUGGGGCCCAAGUCGGCGCAAUGUACCGAAUCCCAAACGAUGAAUCCGUGCAGUAAAGCCGGCGAGUUGUAUUCGAUAGAUAUAGAAUCGUUGAAUGCAGGCGUUCCGUACGCAGACAGUUUCUUCGUGUGUGUGCAUUAUUGUAUACAAAAGGUGUCAGAGACUCAUAGUUCAAUUGUGAUGUAUGUACAAGUUAAAUAUAAGAAGUCCGUUUGGGGUUUAGUUAAGGGAAUGAUAGAAAGAAACUGUUACGCUGGUAUCGAGGAUUACGCGGCUCAUUUGACGAGAGCCUUGCGAGCCGAAGCCGGCGAUGAAGGUAUUCCGGAAUCGAAGAAAAGAUCCCGCGCUAGAAAGAGGAGAAUCCAUUCUAAUCCGAAAGGCAGCGAAGAAAUGUUUUUCGUAAUUGCAGAUUCUCCUGUGAAAAUCAAGAAUACUGAGAGUAUUUUUAGUAGUGAAAUUUGUACCAUGAUAGUAUUUACCGUUUUAUUGUUACUGCUCGUUUUAAAUGUGAUGUUGUACUAUAAAUUGUGGUCGUUAGAGGACACGUCGCCGUACAAUAUGCUAGAUUUGCAUUUAUUAAAGAACCCGCCGAAAUCUCACGAGGAAUGGAUUCAAUUAUUGCAGCAGCAAGAAACGUUGCAUACUGUAGAAGCUCAAAAAUGGCAAAAGAUGUUGAAAAACUCCAUUGAAUUACUAAGACAAGCUGAAGAUUCACUAAACGAACUUCAGAAUUCUAUUCAAAAUACUUAUUCUAGUAAAUUAGCGUCAAUUUUGCAGCAGCAACAAAGCCGAGACGAAGCCAAACGGGAUUUAUAG
Molecule: messenger RNA, 2235 nt
Organism: Phyllotreta striolata
Lineage: Eukaryota; Metazoa; Arthropoda; Insecta; Coleoptera; Chrysomelidae
Source: the annotation of a GenBank genome assembly